This is a messenger RNA of Lachancea thermotolerans CBS 6340, 1503 nucleotides long. It is a transcript of the gene ZPR1, whose product is annotated as zinc finger-containing protein ZPR1. The transcript has a single exon. Gene Ontology annotation, molecular function: zinc ion binding. Lineage: Eukaryota; Fungi; Ascomycota; Saccharomycetes; Saccharomycetales; Saccharomycetaceae. Bases 1 to 1503 code for a protein of 500 amino acids. The record is from RefSeq and is a predicted model, not a curated record. Gene Ontology annotation, cellular component: cytoplasm; nucleus.
AUGAAGAGGCCAGAAGAUCAUACCUUAGCGUCUGAGAACAACAAAAAAGUGCAUACUAUGCCUCAAGACCAAGAAAACCUUUUCAAGCCCGUCGGCGAAUUUGCCCGAGAGGUCGACCAGCCACAGGGGCAAGGAGCUCAGCCAGACGUAGCAGCGCCCACAAACACCGGUGCUUCAGAUGCAGAGGGCCACCCUGUGCAAGAGAUCGAGUCGCUGUGCAUGAACUGCCAUAAGAACGGCACCACCAGGCUGCUGCUGACUUCCAUUCCCUACUUCCGCGAGGUGGUACUGAUGUCGUUCGAGUGCCCGUUUUGUGGGUUCAAGAACUCAGAGAUGCAGCCCGCCUCCGCCAUCCAGGAGAAGGGCUGUAAGUAUAUGCUGAAGAUUGAGCAGAAGUCCGACUUCAACAGACAAGUGAUCAAAGCGGAGACCGCCUCCUGCAAGUUCCAAGAGCUCGACAUAGAGAUCCCAGCCAAGAAGGGUCAGUUGACAACGGUCGAGGGUCUGCUGAUGGAGAUGAUCGAGGACCUGGCCGCUGACCAGCCUGCCAGAAAGACCAUUGAUGAAACACUAUACUCCAAAAUUGAAGAGUUCAUAGCCAAGGUCAGGUCGUAUGUGGCCUGCGAGCCUGGAACCCUGCCUCUGACCUUUACGCUUGAUGAUCCCGCUGGCAACUCGUGGAUCGAAUUCAAGCCGGACGAGCCUGCGCACAAGUGGUCCCAGACCCAGUACGUUAGAUCGGAUGAGCAGAACGUUCAGAUUGGCAUCAUUUCCAGAGAACAACUCGAGCAGCAGCGCGAAGAGCAGCGGGCUAAGGUUGCAGACAAAGAAAGGAACCCAUCCGUGGCACAGAAAUCUUCGUUCUUGUCCGACGAGACCGACAUCGAGAACUUUAACAACGAAGUACAAACUUUCACUGCAGCCUGCCCCUCUUGCUCGCGCCCUUGCGAUACCCACAUGAAACCUGUAAACAUUCCUCACUUCAAGGAAGUCAUUAUCAUGUCGACUGUCUGCGAAAACUGUGGUUACAAGUCGAAUGAAGUCAAGACUGGUGGCGCCAUUCCCGAGAAAGGCAGGAAAAUCACCCUGAUAUGCGAUGACCCAGAGGACCUUUCUCGUGACAUUCUGAAGAGCGAGACCUGUUCCAUGACGGUUCCUGAGCUGCAUUUGGACAUCCAGCAGGGCACUCUGGGUGGCAGAUUCACCACCCUGGAGGGUAUCCUUCGUCAGGUUAAGGAUGAGCUAACUAACAGAGUUUUCACCCAGACCUCGGACUCCAUGGACGAGGAAACUAAAAACCGUUGGGAAAGUUUUUUCGCAAGACUCCAAGAUGGUUUAGAUGGCAAAGUCAAGUUCACUGUAAUAAUGGAGGACCCACUAGCGGGUUCGUACAUUCAAAACGUUUAUGCCCCAGAUCCAGAUCCUAACAUGACCAUUGAGGACUACGAUAGAACUGAUGAGCAAAACGAGGAACUUGGCCUGAAUGAUAUCAAACUGAACUAA